Messenger RNA from Endocarpon pusillum Z07020, 1602 nucleotides. RefSeq lists its product as uncharacterized. NCBI's taxonomy places the organism in Eukaryota, Fungi, Ascomycota, Eurotiomycetes, Verrucariales, Verrucariaceae. The record is from RefSeq and is a predicted model, not a curated record. The transcript is spliced from 8 exons. The coding region runs from base 1 to 1602 and encodes 533 amino acids.
AUGCCGGUAGGAUUUGGAUUCUCGGCUGGCGACUUCAUAGCCGCCCUGAAGCUCGUCGGUACGGUCAUCGACGCGCUUCGUGACAGCGGAGAAGCAGGUCUUGCGUAUCGUGAACUCGUGCGGGAACUAUACAGUCUCGAGACCGCUCUGCUACACGUCAAACGUCUGGAUGGGGAAGAAAUACCGCAAGCAGAAGUCAUUUCUCUUCGCCUGGUUGCAGCUCAGUGUCAGUCAACGAUUGAUGACUUCUGGAAGAAGAUUCAGAAGUAUCAGCCACAUCUCGGCACCAGUCAUUCUAUGGCGCCCAUCAAGAGCGGAUGGAUGAAGAUCAGAUGGGCCGUCUGCAAGAACGAUGAUCUUACGAAGUUCAAAGCCAGUCUUGCUGGCCACACUGAAGCUAUCAACAUCCUACUCAAUGCCAUUGCCAUGCGCGCUUCCCUUCUUCGGCACUUUUUGGACCGGCAAAAUUACACACUUGCUAGUAUGAUACAAUCAUCGUAUUGUCAAUGCAUGCGAAAGCUUUGCAGCAUCUCAGAUGGUGUGGCAAGAUCCUGGGCACAGGGCAAGCAAUUGCUGGACAUGACCGAUAAAGUCAUUCGCACCAACCUUGAGGUGUUCAAGAUCGUGCUUCAGAUUCAAGCAGUUGUCACGCAAAUACCAGGUCAAAUCCAAAGACAGCAGCCGGUAUAUCUAAUUGACGCUCUAGGAAAGCACAGUCCUUUCCACCUUGAAUUUAUCCGGUCAGCUGAGGCUUUUAAAUCCGUGCUCAAGGCCAACUUCAGAAACAUCGGCCGUGCUUCUGCGAAGAUCCAUCGCGGCGAAUUUGUGAUCCAGGAUUCUGCCUUGAAGACGGACAUCGAUCUCAACCAAGAAUGGGAGCACUGUUUCUCGCCUGGACAGUGUGUGGACAUGAGCAUGAUAUACCAUCGCACAAUGUCACCUGAGAAUGAUUGUGUCUGCCCUGCAUGUGGAAGCGAAGAACGAGAUGGCGGUGUUGCCGAAGCCAUCUGUCUGCAAAGCCAUACGUGCGGUAUAACAUACAGCCGGAGGGAACAAGCCGUUAUUGAUCGGCCCAUCUUGGCAGUCAUGCCGGAUCGAGCACAAGCAGUUGGAGCUGCGACCAAUCUCGACCCACAGCAUCUGGUGUCUGCUUCGCUAAAUCUUCCGAAGAGAAAGAGACUUGACAACGGCUUCGAGAACGUUCGAGAAUUUCGAAGAAUUCGCAUCUAUACCUCGGCUUCGACUGAGGAAUUUUCUAUCCUGCUGACUACGAACAUAAACGUGACGGCGUGGCGAAAGGGGGGAGGAAACACGAAUCAAAAUCGGGUAUCUGGCCAUUGUUAUGUUACUAGGAAUGAGCAUGUUUUAGGCAUCCCAGUGGUGGGGGAAACACGGAUGACAUUCUUUCGGUCAAUAUCCUUUAAUGCUAUGCUACGGACAUUAUCGCCUGCGAGAACUACAAAUACGUUAUCAUACAAAGAGUCUGCUGACGUUGAAGUGGACCUCACAUUUGACACGAACUGGGACUGCUGGAAGAUAGGGUCAGCAAGAACAUCACAAUUCUGUCAUUUCCUCUUUCGUGCUGACAUCUCCCUACACUGA